Molecule: messenger RNA, 3630 nt
Organism: Entelurus aequoreus (snake pipefish)
Lineage: Eukaryota; Metazoa; Chordata; Actinopteri; Syngnathiformes; Syngnathidae
Gene: cdc42se2
Product: CDC42 small effector 2
Exons: 5
Coding region: 285-515 (76 amino acids)
Biological process (GO): regulation of Rho protein signal transduction
Cellular component (GO): plasma membrane
Molecular function (GO): small GTPase binding
Source: RefSeq, a predicted model, not a curated record
GUGAAUUUAAAACGGAAGUGGAGUGAAUGUCUCAAGCUCCUACUUCCUUGUGUUGUUGCGUCCUGUUACCUAUUCAGUCCAUCGUACGCUUGGAUCUGGGCAAACGUCUGAAUUAUAGGGGGGGGGUUCCUUGUAUUGGGCCAACCGUUCAUGCCCCUCGGAGAGGCCGCUGUCAGUUUCCACUGUGCGUCUGCGGCUCUGCUGACAUCAUACAGGAAGACAAACGGUCGAGUGGCGGCUGAACAGAGACAGGAAACCGCUGCAGCUUCGUCACGGGCCUCAGGAUGACUGAAUUCUGGGUUUGUUUCAGCUGCUGUAUCGCCGAGCAGCCGCAGCCUAAACGGCGACGACGAAUCGACCGCUCCAUGAUCGGUGAGCCAACAAACUUUGUACACACCACACACGUCGGCUCGGGUGACAUGGGCCUGGGAUUAGCCUCGGUGGACCUGGUUCAAGCCCAGAUGAAGUCCAAAGGUGGAUACGUAGACGGCGGCUCUGAAGGGUCACAAUUAUAACGAGCCCUUCAUUGUGGAAACUACUGUUGUUUAUAUGAGGAAGCAGUUCAGUCCUUCAUGGACGCAGGACCAAAAGAUAAAACUACUGCUUUUUCCCAUAAUGUUGUGUAUAUAAUUUUUAUUUUCCAUUUCUUUUUUUGUUUUGUUUUAUGAAAGCACUGCUAUCAAUUUGUUGCCAUGCUGUUGCACUGUAAAGAGUAGCAGUUAGGAAGAGGAGGCUUUAAUACGCUCAUCAUCUCAGUAAGUCAGACGUAUGCUUGUGUGUAUGCAUGAGGGACAACUAUUUUUGCUCUCGGAGCCCACGUCGGAUGCUUGUAUUUAUUAUCGCAUUUGCAAACGGACCUCACGGUGGCUGGGCCACGCCGCGCAGUUGGAACCUUCCAUUUCCGUCUUUUCCUUCUCGGGAGGUUUAAAAAAAAAAAAAAAGGUGGAAGGGGCAAAUUAAGUUUCCUUUUCUUUUCUUUCAGAGAAAUCUCAUGAUCCUCUGAGUUGCCUUCAGGGUCUCAUUGCUGUUUUCUAAUAAUAAACUUGAAUUGAGUAGAGUACACUGGACCACACCAUGUACACUCACGCCUGCUUUAGGAAUUCCGCUUUUUUUUUUUACACUCAUUUACAUCCAGUCAUGUAGAAUUUUAAUAAACUGUUAAUUUACUUAUCUGUUGUCAUGUUCUUUUUGGUUUUCAUUCAUUAUUUAUAAUUUUUUGCAAAGGCAAUGUUCCACCGGGUGCGUCUGCAGAGCUGAUACCAGUCAUUCGUCAACUUUCACCAGCUGCGCUGCGUCGCGUGUACACUCCGUCCCAUCGCCGGAACAAAUAUGCAAGGUUUAUAUUUUUACCAGCUUUGGCAGUAAUUUCGCACACAUAAGGGAAGAAGGGGACAGGAACUUCAGAAUAAAAUGUUCCACGUUUCCGAAUACCAUGUUAAAAGCACAAAAAUCAAGAAAACUAAGACAAAUCCAAGCAAGUCCGCCCCAUUUCUCCUUCUCCAGUUGGACCAUUGUUGUUGAAUUUAUCCCACAUAACAAUUGUCUUGCCGCGCUCCGCACGCAGCCAGUGAGUGUUGGCGAAGCAGCACAAACGCACCGAGUGGAAUCCCAAUUUUUAUUUUCAAAACAACAAUUUUUCAGUUCAGUUUGUUUCGUACAUGCAUAGCCAGGAAAGACAAACAGUGCAGUAACUAAAAUUGAAAGCAACAUGGAUGCCAGUGUUCUUCCACCUUUAUGGACCUAGUGAAUGUUCCACCUUUGCGGAUUAUUCACAUGUGUUUUAACGCCGCUAAGGACAUUUUUCCUCUGUUUUUUUGCUCGUCAGCAGGAUUACACAAAAACUCCUUGUGGAGGUUUGGGGGUAGGGAGGCAGGGUUCGAAGAAAAAAAAAAAAAACCUAAAUGACGAAUGCAGGAAUCGUAACCAGAAAUUGCAAGCACAUGCCGAAGGAAGGUGCACAAUUUGCUACUCAUCCAAAUUAGCAUUGUUUGGUCUCUGCCGAGUCUAAUGAUGUCGUAUUUCCUCAAAUAGUAUGUACACACUCAACCGCAGAGUAGCAGACAUGGAUUUUGAGAGAAAGUGUUUUUGCCUUUAAGUAAGGGGCGGGGCUAGACAUGCUGAUGUCUUUAGUUGAUUGGACACAAUCAGCAGUUGCCAUCUUUUUAUUCUUGCUUCAAUAAACCAUCUGGAGGGGGAGCUAGUUGUUUGUUUCACCCAGCAAUCAAGCAGACCAUGGUGCCUUUUUUUUUAUUUUCUCCCCCGCAUCUAAGCAGUAGAAAAUACAUUUUUGAUGUAUAAAAUACAAUGCAUUAUUUCAUGUGUGUGCAUUCUGAAUGUGCAUUUUAUAGAUAAUAGUAUGAUAUUAAGGUACAUCUAUUUGAAGUGGGGUGUUUGUUGUUGUGAUCAAGGACACACUCAACGAAGCAUGGUGUUGAAAGAGUAAAGGCAAUUAUGUUAAUGAGAAAAUGUAUGUCCAAAUUAUAUGAUGUUUUUUUUUCUUUUCGUUUUUUGUGCCAAAAGCCUCUUUUUUUUAAUUCAUAUUCUGCAGUAGCGGUAAAAAAUGGAUAAUUAAAAAAAAAAAAAAGUGAGAAUGCAUGCCUUUUUUAAUUGAUAUUCAUAAUUCUUAAUAAUAUUAUUAGCCAAAUGGGGGCAGAAAACAUCUAAGACUAUGUGAGAUUUAUUUGAGGUGAGGCAUUUGUUUGUAUUGUACUGUAUUAAAGCCAAUGUUCCUAUUUGAGGAAAUACGGUAGUUUUGCUGUCAGACUUCUAAGAGAUGAAUAAUAAUAUUUAAAAACUAUAAACGCAGUUGGAUUCGUUUGUCUUUGGACCUGUAAUGCCAUCCUUACUUCAUGUUGUCUGUUUUGAUUGUUGUGACAUUGUUUCGGGAAGCUUCUUGUAUUUUAUUCAGCGUUUUAAAAGAAGGCCUUAAAGAGAGCAAAUCUAGUAUGAAUGUUAAGGACCCCAGUCAGGGUGGGAGGGAACAUUUGUGUCCUCCAUUGCUUAUAUAGCAGGAUGUUGGAAUAAUAAUCCUCUUGAAUUCAAUGCAUGCGAUGUGUGUGUCUCAUGUGCAUCCUGUGGUGUGUACAGCAGAAUGUAACCCUACCAUCAAGCCAGCAAACACAUGUGUUACUGUCUGUACCAGGCAAUAUAAAUAUAUAUAUAAAUAUACAUAUUUAACAAAAAAAAAAUAAACCAGCCAGAGUCUUUAUAUAAAAGAUCAACCAUAUCAACUCAGAAAAAAAGUAUUUCUUUUAAGGACAUCUUCAACAAACUGCGUUGUUUUAAUAUGUAAAUGUUUUUCUUGUCCUGUUUGUUCUCCAUCACCCUGGUGCUGAGUUGCAAUACAACUUGUGAACAACAGGCUGUGCUAGAAGACUAGUUGAAUGUCAUUUUAAGAAAUAUAAACACAUCCCUUUUUUUUUAGUCACAGCAUUUUUUUGUUUUGUUUCAUGAUGUGAACCAACAAAAAAAAGUAAUGAUCAAUAUUUUUAUAUGUGCAGGUCGAUACGUGUUGAGUUAUUGUAGAAAUGAGCAGUGUUUUAUUCCCUAAACACUGCAUGAUAUGUUGCUUAUAUAAGAAAGUCCAUCUUUUUGUUGUGCAAUGAGGAAAUAAAUGUCAUGUCUUGAUGU